Messenger RNA from Myxocyprinus asiaticus (Chinese sucker), 7430 nucleotides. RefSeq names its product UPF0606 protein KIAA1549-like. Lineage: Eukaryota; Metazoa; Chordata; Actinopteri; Cypriniformes; Catostomidae. The transcript has 23 exons. Bases 608 to 5071 code for a protein of 1487 amino acids. The record is from RefSeq and is a predicted model, not a curated record.
GACAGCAUAUUUCUCAUGUGUGGAGUAUUUUAUUACAAGGAAAAAAUAGACUUGCACUGCUAACAAUAUCUUUCAGACGCGUCUUACAUAUUUAAGUGUAAUUUGUCCAGCGUGUGAAGAAGAGGAUGGGAUCUUUGCAGAAGGGCCGUGCAUGGGAACAUCAAGACAUGCCGUUCUGUUAUAACCUCUUCUGCACAAUUAUAUCUAUAUCGGACACCGGGAAAUAAACCGCGUACACGCGCAUACGAGCAAACGGAUCGCGUGCAGUUUAUCUAAGAAGCUGUCAGGAUAAAUACAUUACACAAGAUGACCGGGAAUUCUUCAUUUUGCCAAUUUGUAUGUACAUGUAUACCCAUUAACCGCUGUUUUUUCUUCAGAGUUGAUUCCUUAAAUUGAUAACAUCGAUUUUCUGUAUUUAUGGCCGAAUUGCCAUCAUGAUAUCGGGUGUGUAAAAAGGGGCGCGCGCGCGAGCCGCAUCCGCGCGGGGUGCAUCUCAAAAUGACAGCAAUGUACAAAAAAGGAAGGAUACCGAGCGGGAAGACCUGCUGCUAUCCGGGAGAAAUUUUAUCAGGGUCGGAUGGCAUGUCUUGAAUAAGAAACAAGCAAAAUGGAGAGCUCAGGUUCAAGGAUUGUCCUGAGAGACUCGCGCCGUCUGCUUAGAUGUUGCACGCUUCUUCUCGUUGCCGUGAUGUUGGUGGGCUUCACGGCGACAUCCAGCACACCUGUGGCAGUGGAGCUCCCAUCCAACAUGUCCAGAAGAAGCCUCAAUCAACUUCCAACAAGAACACGUUCACCUCCUGCCUUAUCUUCAUCAUCAUCUUCCUCAUCUCCUCAACGUUCUGAAAGAACCAGGCGUCCAGUUCACACGCCAUUUGGUGCCAAACAUCCCAUGUCCCCUGAUCACCAUGACAGUGCCUCCAGCAUAGAUCCCACUCCUUCUCUUGGCUCCGAAGGAUCGGGUAACUUAGGAGAUGGGGCUCAGGGCAUUCACCUGCUGUUACGCCCACCAGACCUUCUAACACCCAGCCAGAUGCCUCCUAUCCGUGCGGACAGAGCACCACCUACUCCAGCCCCUCCCACCCGGGUGGCACCUGAAGACCUGUAUCCCGCUCACUCCGCCGAGAUGGAUUGGGGUUCUGGGGACUAUUUGGAAACACUUACAUUCAUGGGAUCCGAAGGGGAGGAGUUUUCUAUGGUCACAACCCUCCCUACGCAUGGAUACAAUCCAUAUGAUGCUGACGAUGAUACUACGGUCAGCUACAACAUAGCAUUCCCCUCUCGUCCCAUCUUGCCUCUUUCCUCUAGAGACCUCCAACCUAGCAGGACAGUAAAAUAUGUGACUAACUUAAGGACUCCCCACCCCACUGAUCCCCGCCUCCCAUUGGCUCCUGACUCUGCCCACACACACGAUAUGGAUGAUGACCUGGAUUUUGAUUGGGCGGAGCUUUUUCCGAUUGAGCCAACUGAAAUGCUGCUUCCUGACAUGAACAGUAUGGAGUACUACAACACAUUGCAAGCCAAAGAGAAUGCUAGUAUCGUGAGAAAUAGGACGUAUCAUGCCCACCCUCACAUUACCCCAACCCACACUACUGUGGGAGCCACACACACACCCACUGCCACUUUGGGAAAAGUCCCAGAUCAUAUUGACCGGACUACUCCUCAACCCAGUCCACCAGUUACCCCAACUACACCCCAGAAACCUACUAAGCCACCAUCAACAACUUCCACCAAUACCCAACGACCCCCUAAAGUCCGAUUAACACCUGAGAAGGGUGUUCCUUCCAUACCCACUCAUGUGGGCAAAACCCACCCAGUGCCGACCGCCCCGUCUCCACCUGGCACCUCAGAGGGUCCAGUAAUACAAGCUGUCACACUGAAGCCCCCAACUGCUACAAAACCAAGUACUACCACCAGAACUACAACUACAGUUAAAACUACGACUACCAUGAGCCCCACCAGCCUCUCCACCAAAAGUCCAACGUCUACAACCCCCAGAAUUCCUCUGUCCAUUGCACCCCGACAGUAUGUCUGCAACAUCACCAAACCAGACAUGUACCUUGUCAGAGUGGGUAUGCCCAGUGGUUCAUCAGUGGCGUUUGCCAAAGCUCAUGUGCGGGAGAUUCUUAGACGAGAGUUCAACCGAUCUGUAGAGCUACAGGUCCUCAAGGCCCCGCCCAAUUUUAUCUUCCGGGCAGUGUCUGGUCCACUGGUUUACACUGCUGUGUCAGUCAUCAAUGCUCUCCGCCAAUCAGCACACAGCACUUCCUCCUCUACCAUUCUAUCUGUCACACCCAUAUAUGCAGUGCCAGAUUAUAAACAUCAGGUUCACACAGUGCUACAGUUUGUACCGAGUCAUGUGGAUGUGCGUCUGUGCAGCUUCAGUGAGCGUGUGGAGAAGGGGCUGCUCAUGGCGUACGCGGAAGUGCGCAAGCGUUUGCAGGAAAAUGGAAAUUUCACGGUUCAUAUUGUGAAUAUCACUAGCAGCCUUCCUAAAGGCCAGCGUCAGCAGAAGACACCGGUGGACAUCACCUUUGCUGUGCGUGAUUCCCAAGGCUUCCUGACAGGAUCAGAUGUCAGUGGCCACAUGAGGCAGCUCAGCGCAGUGGAGUUCAGCUUCUACCUCGGUUUUCCUACCCUCCAAAUUGCUGAACCUUUUCACUAUCCUGAACUGAAUGUGUCCCAUCUGUUACGUGCAUCCUGGGUGAAAACAGUGUUGCUGGGUGUGUUGGAUCAGCGAGUAAAUGAAAGGACCUUUCAGGCCAAGAUGGAGAGGCGAUUGGCCCUGCUGGUUGGAGAAGGACUUGGACACGGGGCUGGCAAUCGACGAUGGAGAAGAGCCACUAUUAUUGGCAACAACAGUGUACAGAUCGUGCGGACAUCUCGUCUGGAUGGGCCGGAGUACCCUCUGGAGCUGGUGUAUUUUGUGGAGGCGGGGUCAGAGAGACUGCCAGCUCAGGUCACUGCGGCCAUGCUCAAUAGGCUCAACCUUCAGAGAGCUGCUAUUGUACUGGGCUACCGGGUACAUGGAAUUCUGGCUACACCGGUGGAAAAGCUUGCUCUGCCACCCUCUGAGACUCAGCCCAGUAACGUUUGGCUGAUCGUGGGGGUUGUGGUUCCAGUGCUGGUGGUCAUCCUCAUCAUCAUCAUCCUCUACUGGAAGCUCUGCCGCUCAGAGAAGCUGGAGUUCCAGCCAGAUGCCAUGAGCACCAUCCAACAGAGACAGAAGCUGCAGCCUCCAAGUGUAAAAGGCUUUGAUUUUGCUAAGCUUCACCUGGGCCAGCACAGUAAGGAUGACAUCAUGGUAAUUCAAGAGCCCGCCCCUCUACCGCCUCCUGUUAAAGAAGCCACGCCCUCCGAGGGCGGAGAAUUGAACACACCCAAAUCAAAGAGCUCGUCCACGAAAGCAUCACGCGCAGCGCGGAGGAGGGGCAGAUUGUCUCCGUCUGAUGGAGAUUCAUUAGGAAGUGAAGCAUCCAGUGGUAGAGAAUCAGCCGAGGAGAGCACCAGACCUGCAGUGACACCAAGUGACAGUAAACCCCAACAUCGCAAGAGCAAGCAUGCAAAAAACAAACUUGGUGGUCAUCCUGGCAGUGGUGCAGAUGAGCAGUUGUCCUCCUCAUCCAUAUUUGAGCAUGUGGACCGUCUCUCCAGAGGCUCAUCCGAUGGAACACGCAAAGUGUCCAAUAAGAUUCAGCUUAUAGCCAUGCAGCCCAUGCCGAGCCCAUCCCCUCAUUCACAUAACCAAGCCUUGAGUCCCAACCUAACGGAGAAGAUGCCUGAAGAAACAAAGGUCAGCUGUGAGAUCCAGGUGGCCUUGAGGCAUAAAUCUGAGAUAGAACAUCAUCGUAAUAAAAUUCGCCUGCGUGCCAAGAGAAAGGGCCACUACGAAUUCCCUUCCAUGGAGGACAUCAUGGCUGCAUUUGGUGACAGCUCCGAGCAGCAGCGAGUGUAUCAACAAGCUCAGGAGCAGAUACACAAGAUUUUGCACCCAGAAGAACACACACACUCAUCAUGUGGAGAGCUACACAAGAGGUCCAGAGGUCGACACUCUCCCAGACAGAGGCAGAGACAGAAUCUGGGUGGUAGCGGAAGUCUAAGAGACAAAGAUCGCCUCAUUACUGAUGGGGACGCCACAUACAGGAAGUACCCAGGGGUCAACAAUGUAGCAUAUGUGUCUGAUGCAGACCAGCUCCCAGAUGCAGGUAGCCCAUCCCCCACCGAUGAGGUGUUUUUAGACCCUGGAUCUCCGCCUCCUGGCCCUGCCCCUGCCCCACCCACUUACGUCCCACCUCAUCCAACCAUUGAAGAAGCCCGGCAGCAGAUGCACUCCUUAUUGGAUGAUGCCUUUGCGCUUGUCUCGCCCUCUUCUCAAGGAAGCACCGCCCCUUUGACGUUCACAGGUGUUACUGCAGUCACUGGAGUUGGAGAAGUCAGCCCUGGUCAAACUUCUAGCCCGUCCUCACGGCCCUCACGCCAGUGGGGUUGUUCGUCUUAUCCCGCAGCCCCUGCACACAGUCCUUUCUCGGCGAGGUAUGCCGAGUUAGGACUGUCUCCCACGUCAGUCCAAGGUUUGCUUCAGAGGCAAGCACAAGGCUCUGGGUAUCUUGUGUCAGGAGAGAUGCAGUCAGAUCCUGGGUACUCCAGCAGGGGGCAGUAUGGAGAGGAGCUUCCAUCGUCUUCUCGGCCACGACCUUUAGGGGGCAGCACAGGUGCACAGUUGCAUCAGCUAACACAGGUGGGUUUGUCAAGUCGAAUUGGACUGUAUCCUGGUGUUGGCCGAAGUGUAUCAGGACCGUCGGGAUCCAGCUGGGCCCAGUACCGCUCAGAUGAAGAGAUCCCUAGACCAGGGUCCAACCGAGAUGCUAAUCUAAAAUGCAUGCUGUGUCUUAAAGGGAUAGUUCACCCAAAAAUGAAAAUUCUCUCAAUAUUUACACACUCUCAUGAUAUCCCAGAUUUUGACAUUCCCAGAGUAUUCCUCACCUGUAUUCCAAAUGCCCAGGACAGCCCUCCAGGGUCCACCAACACCCCAGGCCCACCUGGAACCCUCUACCGCGGGGUACAUUGGCCCUGAGGAGCAUUCUUUACCCCCUCAGUCCUCUGCCUCCCUCAUAAAGGCGAUCAGGGAGGAACUUCAGAGACUUUCUCAGAAACAAACAGCUGUUGCCAGCUACCACAGUUGAGAUAAACCCAAACCCCAGAUGUGGGUAACUUCCUUUUGCAGCUGUUAGCUGUGAUGUACCACAUAAACAUCCUCACAAAUUCUGACAAGGCUCCAUAAAUGAGAAGCUGCUUUACAUAAACCGAAACCAAAAUCUUAGGCCGGAAACGUACAUUUUGUGAGUAAACUAACGUAGAUGCGAAAGUUUUGCCUCAUUGUUGUCUUUGAACAUAAUUGCGUGCACUCUUGCGUUGCUGUGCCGGAGACAUGUCGACUUUAACUCACUCAGCAAGAUUUUCUUUAAACUGGUGCUCCACCGUGAAUGACAGUAUUGCCCCUUGUGGCAACCUUGAGAAUGAAUUGCGUUAAGGGUGCCUACACACUAGGGAAAGCUCAGACGGAGCGUUUAAUGCAUGUAUGAGUUUGUCUGCCAUUUUUGUUUUAUUUCACAGUGCAAUUAGUCCCACCUUUCCAAGAUUGUCCUUGGUCAACGCAUGCUUUCAACUUUUUAGCAUGAUGGAGUGUCACUGUCAUAAACCCUUGCGUUUUCCUCUCCGUCCUUCUGACGCACCAUCCCCAUUGAAAUCAAUGCAUUCGCAGCGUUCUCUGACGCUGUGUAAACUCUAGUGUGUAGGCACCCUAUGAAUUACCACCUGAUACAUUUUGCAACGCAACAAUGCACAAAAUUGAGCUUGUGGUAGAAGCGAUUGUGUUCUUGUGCAGAGCAUGUUUCAGGCCUACAAAUUUAAGUACGGCUGGUCUGUUACACAUGAAGAAAUGCCGCAAAUAUUCCAUACUGUCAUAGCCAAUACAUCCACAAUUAAAAUUGUACUGCUGAUAUGCAGAAAAUGAACUUCAAGACUCUCUCUUAUAUUUCACAAAAAAACAGACAUCUGUCAUAACAAUGACUUGUCCAUACUGUUUAGAAAAAUAGACAACGUUGCCCCAUAUUCAGACUCUCAAUAUGCAUGCUGAGAGCUGUGAACUUUCCAUACUUAUUGCUGACUGUUGAUAAUGUGAAAAUCCCUCCCUUUCAAUUCCAUGUCUGUCGAAGUGCUUCCUUCAAAUGGAUCAUCCUUGUGUCUCUGAACUUCCUUUGGUGCUAAAAAUAAUUUCUUGCCUUCACCCCGGAAUCUACAAAGUGGCAUCUUUACCUCUCGCCUUUUGUUCUCUCGCCUCUUCCCUGUUCUCCCAUUUAUUCAAGAUGGCUGAUCAAGUUAAAACAUGUUCUGUGUUCCAAACCCUAGUGAGCUGCCUACAGAGGCAGUAUUUUAAGGCAUCAUAUGCAUGCAACCAACACCUUGCUUUAGCCACAUUCUAAGGCAGCAUCGCAUGUGUCCUUGGCUGAGAAGACAAUCGCAGAAUGCGUUGCGAUGAGUGUGAAAAAAGUUUUCCCGCAUGCAGACGCCAUUGCACGCGCUGUCUCCCUCUGCCUGGCUGGCGAUUAUGUAAAUGAAGCUCACACCUGAAAAUCACUGGAAAAAUCGGCUAGUGUGGCGCCAGCUUUACUUGACAUGCCAUCUAAAAAAUGUUGCUCUCCUGCACAAUGGUCAAAGACAUCUGCCUAGUGCUUGUUUACAUAGAAAAUCCAUUGAAAAACAGCGCCAAUGGACGGAACAAGUAUUCGGUGUGAACAGCCCCCUAGAAUGCAGCUGCCUAUACAAGCAGUAGGUAGCAUGGCAGCUCACUAGGUUGUGGAACAUGGUCUUGACAUAGUUUUGCCUUACAUUUGAGCUCUGGGUACCUUAGACUCUGCAGGGGAGGGAAGGAGAUUUUUGAAUGUGUUGAGAAAUUGCUUUCUGUUAGUGAUCUGGAAGUGAUCAACAAGUGGCCUCAACUGCCUCCAGAGAAAAGAUUUGGCCUGCUGCCAGCAUUGUUCCCAUCCUGAUAACAUCAUUGCCACAUCCAUCAUGAUCUCAUUAUGUCUACAUCAAAGGAGAGAUAUCAUAGGUAUCAAAGCAAGCAUUCAUGAUACCAGUGUGUAUUCAUCUGAGCUCUUUAUGCCAGUGGUUUAUGAAUGUUGGAUGUCCAAUCGGUUUGGUGUCUUAUUCAAGUAUGCCUGGAGAAGUUUCUCAGUUUACAGAUUUAUUCAUUUUUGCACAUUUUCAUCUUUGCACAUUGAUCAUGUUUAUGAUGGAAGUCAAUCAGUUUGAGAGUUUAUUAUGGAAAAGAGAGAAAAUUAUAUACAUAUAUAAAGAAAGAAAGAAAGAUAAAAGUUCAUAUUCUAAACAAAUCAUCAAUCACACAUCAAUAUGCAAUAUAUAUAUAUAUA